AAGGGAGAGAGGAAGGAGAGAGCCGCUCCGAUCACACACAUUUCACACGCUCAGGAGCAGAGGAAGAGAGAGGAACACACAGUCAGAGCGACUGAGAGGUUGGGGAUCCUUAAGUGGUUUUUCACUUGCAUGAACACAACCGUAGAUCCCCCACCAGGAUCUAAAGAUGUGGACAGAAGUCGGGAAGCUUGUGCUAUUACAUUUGUUACUCAUCGAGCUCCAUUGCGCUAAAGGAACUACUACGGAGUUGGAGUGUGAAACCGGGCAGUUUCAGUGCAAGAACGGACGGUGCAUCCCGACCCUGUGGCGAUGUGAUGAUGAUGAUGAUUGCUCAGACAGCAGCGACGAGGAGAACUGCCCAAAGAAGACAUGUGCGACCACAGACUUUGCCUGUAAGAACGGACAGUGCGUCCCUGCUAGGUGGCGCUGUGAUGGCGAACCGGAGUGUGCAGACGGUUCAGACGAGGCUGAUGCGAUCUGCAGCCGACAGACCUGUCCACCAGAGAAGUUUGAUUGCGGAGGGGCUGCCAGCAAAUGUGUUUCGUUGUCAUGGCGAUGCGACGGAGAGAGGGACUGCGAGAACGGGGCAGAUGAGGACCAGUGCGCUGCAGAUGCCAAGGCCUGCCCCUCCAAAGAUUUCCAGUGUCGUAAUGGGAAGUGCGUGGCACCAAUCUUUGUGUGUGAUGGAGACGACGACUGUGGGGAUGCCAGCGAUGAAGAGAAGUGCACGGCUCCCACUUGCGGCCAGCACGAGUUCCGCUGCAAUGACUCUGAGUGCAUCCCCGCCUUGUGGAGUUGCGACGGCGACCCGGACUGCAAGGACAAGUCAGACGAGUCCAUGGAACGCUGCAGCCGAAGGACCGAGCCCCAGAAACCUCGCUGCCCAGUGGGCGAGUUCCAGUGUGGGAGUGGGGAGUGUGUCCACAUGAAUUGGAAGUGUGAUGGAGACGCAGACUGCAAGGAUAAAUCGGAUGAAGCAAACUGUCCGCUGCUUACAUGUCGACCUGAUGAGUUCCAGUGUGGUGAUGGAUCCUGUAUCCACGGAACCAAACAGUGUAAUAAAGUGCACGACUGUCCAGACUACAGUGAUGAAGCUGGCUGUGUCAAUGUUACAAAGUGCGACGGGCCAAGAAAGUUCCGCUGUAAGAACGGGGAGUGUAUUGACAGCAGCAAGGUGUGUGACAAUGUGAAAGACUGCAAGGACUGGUCUGAUGAACCCAUGAAGGAGUGUGGCCUGAAUGAGUGUGCAGACAACAAUGGCGGCUGCUCCCACAUCUGCAGGGACCGCAGAAUUGGCUAUGAGUGCGACUGUCCUUCUGGGUACAAACUCCUGGACAAAAAGACUUGUGGAGACAUAGAUGAAUGUGAGAACCCAGAUGCCUGCAGUCAGAUCUGCAUCAACUACAAAGGAGAUUAUAAGUGUGAGUGCUACGAAGGCUAUGAGAUGGACCCUGCCUCUAAGACCUGCAAGGCCGUGGGAAAGAGUCCGUACCUGAUGUUCACUAACCGUCACGAGAUCCGUCGCAUUGACCUGCUAAAGAGUGAAUACACUCAGGUGGUUCCCACGCUGAAGAAUGCAGUGGCCCUGGAUGUAGACGUGUCCACCAACAAGAUGUUCUGGUGUGAUCUAUAUCAUCAAAAAAUAUACAGUGCUUACAUCAACAAGGCCAGUGACUCCUCACAGCAGGUGACCCUCAUCGACUCGCUCCACUCCCCCGAGGGUCUGGCCGUUGACUGGGUCCACAAGAACAUCUACUGGACUGACUCUGGCAACAAGAGCAUCUCCGUUGCCACAGGAGACGGCAGGAAGCGAAAAGUGCUGAUAGCCACUGAGCUGACCGAGCCACGGGCCAUCGCAGUGGAUCCACACCAAGGGUUUAUGUACUGGUCAGACUGGGGAGGUCAGGCCAAAAUCGAGAAGGCUGGGAUGAAUGGAGUGGACCGACAAGUUCUGGUGUCCGAACACAUCGAGUGGCCCAAUGGAAUAACCCUGGACUUGUCUAACAGGCGUCUGUACUGGGUGGACUCCAAGUUGCACCUGCUGUCCAGUGUGGAUCUGAAUGGGGACAACCGCAAAGUGCUUCUGUCCUCCCAUCACCAUCUGGGACACCCCUUCGCCCUCACUGUGUUCGAGGAUCACAUAUAUUGGACCGACUUGGAGGAUGAAACGAUAUACAGUGCCAACCGACUGACGGGACAUGAUGUGGCAAAGGUGGCAGAGCACCUCAACAACCCCCUGGACCUGGUGGUGUUUCAUGAACAGAGGCAGCCCAAGGCCCCAGAUACCUGCAACAUGGGCAGUCUGCCUAACGGUGGCUGUGAAUACCUCUGUCUGAAGGCCCCCCAGAUCACAGAUCACUCUCCAAAGUACACGUGUGCUUGUGCUGAUGGCAUGGAGCUGGGACCAGACAUGAGGCGCUGUGCUAUAGUUCGACCCAGAGCAACCACAACAACAGCUGUGCCAACCACCUCCACCACCAUCACCACUACAACUCCCACCACAACCACGACAACAAGCGCUACAACAACUAGCACAACUAUUACCAGCACCACGACUCCCCCUACCACGACCACAAGCUCCACUAGCACCUCUGCUGCUACGACACUCAGGCCCACAACCAGAGGGCUGAUGACACCUGCCCCACCUCAGACCCCCAGGCGAACUUCUACGGAGCCACCUCCGACCCCCGCGGCCACGAGUACAGAGACGGACAGUUUCAGCAGGCCCAGUCAGAAGUCCACAUCCACACACACGCCUCUACUGGGCCCAGUGGCCCCCAAUAGCAUUCAGAGAGAGAGCAACGCCAACCUCUCCCACAGAGGUAAGAAUCAUGCUGCGAGUGAUCACUACCUCAUAGGUAACAACAUCACAGUAGCUGUUCUGGGGAUAGUCAUUCCUAUCGUCCCUAUCCUUGCCACAGUGGUCAUCGGAUUACUCUGCACCGGCGGAUACCUGGUUUGGCGCAACUGGCGGCGCAAGAACACCAAGAGCAUGAACUUCGACAACCCCGUUUACCGCAAAACCACAGAGGACGACGAUGAUGAAAUCCACAUCGGGCGGCACAGCGAGUCCAUAGGCCACGUUUACCCGGCAGUGAGUGACAGCCACAGUCAACCAUUCAUAGCGCUUCCACUAGGGGGCGGUGUCACAGACAGCAACUCUCACUGGUACUCAGGGGCGCCGAUGCUCUCCAGCAGCAAAUGAGAGAAGCUGCAGCAGAAAUGAAGCAGUUUGGAUUAUUUUGGAUAUGGGAGGAUGGGCAGGGGUUUGGGAACGCCCGUUUGUUGUACACGUAGGCCUGGUGGAAAGAAAGAACAGGCUUGCACACGCACACAAUCUCACGCAUCAUUUUUACAGUAAUCACUGAAAACACCAAUCAUACACACACAUACAGUAAGCCCUUCACCAGAACAUGAUCAUGUUCACAUUUAUUCCACCUUCAUGACUAUAAUAUAUCAUACAGUACAUAUGUUUAUCAUCAUCAUCUUUAUUGCCAACCUGCCACCCCAUUUACUUCGUGAUGUGUUGUUCUGGUGGUUGAAGUGUUUGUUCUGUUUCUGGGCGACGUUUCUUAUGAGGCCCCCAUUUUCUGACAAAACUCAUUACACAAACACAUAUCAUCUUUGUUUACGGAAGCAGCUCAUGCAAAAGUUACAUUUUUGUUCAAAUGGACUAGACAACAGAAAAAUACGUGCCACAAGGUAGUACCCCUUGUCAGAGAGGAAUUUUGUGGAUGUUUCUCGGUUAUGUUUGCUGCUAAAAAUUAUAGCAAUGGGUCGUCCAGACAUUAGAGGGGCACUGAGGCUCAAAUAAUUACUGCUGUCUUGAUGCAGUGUAAUGGUGUUAAUUUCUUAGUAGAAAAGUUUUUUUUAGUGUUGAGUCUUUGAAGAGAAAGAGGACUAGCUUUAGAGUCGCCUCAGAUAGCUGACUGAAAGGAAAGCAGAGGAUUGGACUCGACCAUUCUGCAAAUAAAUUGUAUUUCUAGAGUAGAUAGUAACAUCAUGACAUUGCUUGAUUUUAUUUUUUCGUUACAGUGUAAAUAAGACAUGGAGGAUUAAAAUGGGAGCACAAAUCAGAAAAUAAUUUAUCUCCUAUUCUAUCUUGAGUGCAGUUGCAGAAUCCAUGGAUCUCCACAUUUCAUGACUUGCACACAACCCUGUUGAUUUUCCAUUAAUGCAGAUGCAUUUUUGAGAAUCACUUAUCAGUCAUGAAGCUGCAUUUUCUACAAUCUCCAGAAACAACGCCAGCUGUGAUUUGCACAAAAAUGCACUUAAAUGUACAGGACACUUAUGACAUUUAUUGAAUAUUUUUGUUGUUUUAGGUAUCGGAAAGCAGGCAGGGAAGGGCAGCCAAAACGGAUUAUAGGGGGGUGGGAGUCUAGCGCUUUGAUCGGUUGGCAUGGUAACACAGAUUUCUUUGUGGUGCUCCAGAGAGAAAGGAGGCAAAGAAUUCUGGGUAUCAUUGGCAUGAUGACAGGCUGGAGAGACACACACACAUGCACACACACACACACACACACACACACACAGGAAACAGGUGCACAACGGAGACAUAUUAAGAUUCAAGGUCGAAACAAACAACCGCCCUCAGUGAAGGGCUCCAGAGAGGGAACUAUACUCUCUCUCUUUCUCUCUCUCUCUCUCUCUCUCUCUCUCGUCUCCCAGUUUUAUUAUUUACAUAUUCACAAAUCUCUGUUAUUGUCUUGAUUUUUUUUUUUUACUUGUUUUCUUCUUUUCCUCUCCUCUUCUUUCCUACCGUGGCAGUGUGGCAACUCAGACAGCCAGAGAAAUCAGGUUGGCAAUAUGUGGGACCAGACAUUUUCAGCACUAGGCAGGCAUCCUGCAUUCUUCACAUAGGAGCAGCCGGAGAAGGAGGCAAUGAACAAGGGGGGGGGGGAUUGGAAGGAGGAGAAGGGGAAGGUCAGGGAGCUGAGGGAGAAAUGAGAACUGCAAAAAGAAGCAGGAGAAAUGGAUUCCAUAUGAACCUGCCAUUUCUUUUCCGGGCACCAUCUAGGCUUGAAUCUCUUUCUUUUUCUCCUGAUUUCUUCUGUCCAUCAUGCUACUCUGUUUUCUUUUGUCAUGUAUCUCACUUCUCUCUCUCUUUCUCUCUCUCUCUCUCUCUCUCUCUCUCUCUCUUUUCUCUCUCUCUCUCUCUCUCUCUCUCUCUCUCUCUCUCUCUCUCUCUCUCUCUCUCUCUCUCUCUCUCGCCUUCACCAGCCUACUGUGGUAACAGUCUUUUUAUCUGCUGUUUGCAGCGCGUGGCACUCAGUCUGGAGGAUGAUGGCUAUCCAUGAGGGGGGGGAUGCAGCCUGCCCCCCUUCCCAAUUCCAUCCUGGCCCCUCCUCUCACCACAGCCUCUACACCACUACAAUGAGGCCAGUACAACGCAGAGGAGAAAGAGAACGGGGUCCUCAUUUUGCCUCCCCCUUUUGAGGAGCAGGGAUGACAUGUACUUCUUGUAAAUCCCCCUUCCUCUCCUACUUUCUCCACUGGGGUAACAUUACUACCACUACUAGCCACUACUACUUUCCUUAGUGCUAGUUUAUUAGUAGUCUCUGCUCCACUCCUCUCUUCUCUCUGCCUCUUGUUAGCUGUAGUGGUGUGUAAAAUGCUGCUUGAUGAUUUUGUUCAAACUAACCUCAUUUGGCUGUCUCCGUGCACACUGUAAAUAGAAGGCUGUCUGACCACCGUACAGGGGGAAAAAGCUGGCAUUAUUUAGAAUUCCUCAUAUGACGUUUUAUUUAUUUGUAUGUUUCCUGUUGUAAAUAUGUAAUCAGCAUAUCUCAGUGCUACAGAGUUACAGGCAGAUGUGUUCAAGUUUGCAAGGAUAUAGAGUUGUAGGCAAGGAUGUUAUUUUCUUCAUAGUACCCUUUACAUCUUGAGUUUACUUUACAGAUUUUUUUCAAACAGGGGAAUGUCAUCCUUUUUCACACCCAGCCUCUCAGAAUCGCCCCUUGACAUAUUGUAUGUAGGCAGGCAAAGCUAAAUAUAGCCAAGGGGAAAGGAGACAGAAAGAAAUGAUGGGGUUGUCUGCAUGUUUGGAGGUGAUUUCGGGGUGAAAGAGUUAGUAGGGUGUUUUUUUCUCUUUUGAGGGGAAUAGGAGGAUUUGUGCCACCAGAGGGUAGUGCCUCAAGGCAAAAAUCAGCAGGGCAGAAAAGGCAAAGGAUUAUGGGUAAUCCUCUCUCCUGCUAUCAGAGGUGUGCGUACAGUCGAUAAUGAAUUUGGGAUUGUUUUCUCAUUUGCGGCGGGUGUUAGGACUCACGCGUUCCUGAGUUUUUGUUUGUGUCUGCUGCAAUCAAUAUGUUAGAGGUAAAACUUCAUUUUCAGACAGCAGAGUGUCACAAAACACUUUUUGAGAUAUCAAUGAUGCUUUGAGGUACUGAGCUCUUUGACUUUCAACCCUAGCACUGAGCAUGACUACACAUAAAUACUUUUUUUGAAAUUCAGAAGACAGGACACUUUAUGUGGUUUCUAGAUAUGUUUACAUUUAAAUGCAUAGUUGUGCAUUCUGUAUUGGAAUCCUGUAGGGAUGAAGUAUAAAUUAAGUAUGAGAAUGCAAGCAGCGUACUGAUCUAUUGACACAAAUAUUUUUUACAGCAGUCCAUUUUUGUUGUAUUUUUGGCUCCAGUAGUCUUUAACACUACAUUAUUCUUAUAGGUAUAGCUCCCACAACAUCACUUUUCUUUCAUUUGACAUAACAUGGUUUCAUAACUUCCCAGUAAACAUCAAUCGCAGCAUUUUAGUGGAUUCACAGCACUGCUUUUGGUGUUUCUUAGCAUGAUAACUCCUCCCUCUUUAGUCCCCUAUCUUGGCAGUGUGUUUUCUGGAUGAGGUGGUGUGUGUUUUGUUUUUUUUAUUUUUUUUUAUUUACACAUAUAACAUAAAACAAUAAAAAGAAACAAUAUAUCAUUUGCAAUAGAAAAAGACUCCACAUUUGAAAGGAAUCACUUUCCGCUGUCACUGACUAUUAAGUGUCGGUUGUUAGUGGCCCUGUUUUGUAUGAGCAGAUAAGUAAUACGCCGAGGCUGACUGAGCCGAGCACUGAUUUGAUUUGAAAGCUGGAUAGAGAGGAAGCGUGUAAACCAGCGUAAAGAGCUGAUCUUUCAUUGGCUUGCCACAGACUCCAGCCCAUUGAAUCACAUGGAAUUCAUGCCCAGUGACUAUUGCAAUAAUUGCACAUGAUGUGUUGUAAUAGUAAGUUACUGGAGUCCGUUAUGACGAGUUAAUAUGAUCGCUGUUAAGAGUUAUGGUAGAAUAACAACUUUCCUAUCCUGGAUGUAAUUUAGUGUCAAUACAGGGCAUCUUGAAGAUGUUAAGCACACAUAUAAUGCUUUAUAUAAAGUUUAUAGGUGUUUUACUUUGUCCGAAUUUUAGCUACAACACUGGUCUUCCAUCAUAAGAAUAACAAAUCCGAACAAUGUGGCAAUUCAGCUGAACUGAGCUAAGAAAUGCUUUUGUUUUUCAGAUGUUCAGUCUUUUUUUAAUAACGAGCAAAAACAAGUAUAGAAUGCAAAGAUUAAAGUCUUCCAUUGUAGGCUAUAGACUCAGCGUAUGCAUUCAUCUUACUAUACAGACAGUAUGUGCAUACAAACAAACAGUUGUUUAAUGGUAGUUAUUAUUCAUGGUUUCCUGGAAAGUUUUGUCCAGUGUGAAUGCUCAGGAAAACAGACAAAGACAAAGGUAAGCAGGAAAUGACUGCCAGGAUUUAGACUAAACUCUACGCAAACAGGUUUAUGCUUGGAAGAUGAAUAGUGGGCCAUUCAUUUUGCUGGAUUUCUGCUGAUGUUGUGUCGCGGGAUUCUGACCUCCCUCAGAAGGAUGCCACUUUCUUCUCUCCGUUUAUGAUGCACAGUGGGGGAUUUCUAUGAACUGAAUGUGACAAGUGGCAUGCUAGACAGGGAAAUUAUAGUCCUCUCCGGGACUGCACUCCCCUACGUCUAUCUAAUGAAGCAGGAUUGAGCACAAAGGGGAGGCCAUCUCCCUUCAUCUUACCCUUGCACAGAUGAAGCCAAAUAAAAUGCAUUACACAGUGGAGAAGACUGUAACACAGCUCAGCAUAUUCCCAGUGAGUUAGUUGGUUUGUUUUUGGCAGAAUAUAGGAUUGACAUGUAGGAGACAGUUUGAAUUGGCACAGUUGCGUUUUGGUAUAAACUGUGGUCAUUUUUUCAUAUUUUCAUUCGGUAUGAUGGCCGUGGGAAUUGUUAAGAAUGCUCACAAUUUCAUAUGUUUUCAUAAAAAAACUAAAUCUAAGUCCUAAAGGAAAGAUGUAGAUGAUGUAAGAUGCCAAGAAAGAUGAAACCGGUCAGAUAUCUUUGUGAAUUUAAGAUUAAAUAAAUCACAAACCUGAUGAUGGAUUGAACCCUGAACUCACUCCACAUAGUUUCCUUCAUGUCCAUGUUUGCUGCAGGUCUAAUGGAGUUCCAUACGGAGGGUAUUCAGUUAGGAGAAUAAAUUGCUUAUUCAUUGAGGUGACUGAGCGUGGCAUUGUAGAAACGUUAUUAUUGCUACAGUGUGAAGACAGAUUGGCUGGUCGACUUUGUGGCCACCUUGAGAGCCGCCCCUAAAGGACGCUAAACAGGUCCAGAAAGGGACUGGUAUCAUUCAUCACAUAGUAGGUAAUAAUUGUAGUGGUAGUAGAGGACAUGCUUUGACAGUAUGCUGUCUGGACAUUCUUGAUUCAUAUUGUUAGGAAUCAUUUAGGGCCUAACCAAUGCCCUAAUGGCAGCAUAAUCAUAGUUUUACUAUCAGUCAGCUCCAUAAACAACAUGACAGUCAGAAGGAUCAAGUUGAGCACUCUGCCUCAUGCUGAAGAAUAAUGAAGUGUGUGUGUGUGUGUGUGUGUGUGUGUGUGUGUGUAUG
Molecule: messenger RNA, 8859 nt
Organism: Perca fluviatilis (European perch)
Lineage: Eukaryota; Metazoa; Chordata; Actinopteri; Perciformes; Percidae
Gene: lrp8
Product: low density lipoprotein receptor-related protein 8, apolipoprotein e receptor
Exons: 18
Coding region: 167-3205 (1012 amino acids)
Molecular function (GO): calcium ion binding; protein binding
Source: RefSeq, a predicted model, not a curated record